GUUAGACCACUAUCUACUCUCUCACUAGAACUCUUCCUUCUCUCUCUUCCUUUCCCGAUAAUUUCAGAGAGAGAGAGUGAGAGCAAUCACAGGGCGAUCAGUUUCACGCAAGGCGAAUUUGCAAUAUAGCAACCCGAGAAAUCAGUAUGUUACUUAUUUCACAGGUUAUUGAGUUGUUCUCUCCUUCUGCGAUUCUGCGUUUUGCGAUUGAGAUCUGUUCUUUGACAACUUGUUUUCGUGGUUAAAUGCAACUCUGUGGAUCACUUCCCUAUUGGAUCUGACAUAUCAUCGUAUGCAUGGGGUGUUGUUUUUCAGUUCAAAUGGAGAAGUGCUUUGGAAAGAAGCCGUGUUGUUCGUUCUUGGGGUUUUCUGGAGCUUAUUUUUGUGCACUUUCUGAUUUCGUGAUGAAAAAGUUGAGGGAUAAGUACAGGGCUCUUUUCGGUAGCAGUGGUUGUCUUGGAUGUUGUGCUAGGCCAUCACUGAUUAUUUCUGCCGAUGAGCCAUCAAAGGGAUUGAGAAUCCAAGGACGAACAGUAAAAAAAGCUACCAUAGCAGAGGACUUUCGUAGCGCUAGCACAUGUGAGAUGGACAAUAGUGCAAUUCAGUCACAGAGAAGUGCCUCAUCUGUCAGCACAUCAAACCAGGCUCUUUUUCCCAACAGCGGUCCUGGCAGCACAAACAAUCCUAGUGAAUUUGUAAAUCAUGGUCUUCUUCUCUGGAAUCAGACAAGGCAGCAGUGGAUUGGAGAUAAGAAGUCUCAAAACCAUGAGCAACUUCAAGAACCCAGAUUAAGUUGGAAUGUGACCUACGAGAGUUUGCUUGGGACCAACAAACCUUUUCCGAAGCCCAUUCCUCUCCAUGAAAUGGUAGAUUUUCUUGUUGAUGUCUGGGAACAAGAGGGGUUGUAUGAUUAAUCUGACAAAACUACAAUUACUUUUUUUUUUUUUUUGGUGGGGGGUCUUGAUGAUAGCAUUUAAAGUCUUUUCUUUACUUCUUUCUCCUUUUUGAUUGUAAAUUUAUAUGGCUUUGGAACUGAAAAGAGAUCCAGCAAAUUGCUUGUAUCACCAACUGAAAUAACCAUGUGAUUGUUCGGACUAGUA
Molecule: messenger RNA, 1100 nt
Organism: Cornus florida
Lineage: Eukaryota; Viridiplantae; Streptophyta; Magnoliopsida; Cornales; Cornaceae
Exons: 7
Coding region: 297-914 (205 amino acids)
Source: RefSeq, a predicted model, not a curated record